Vitis riparia (riverbank grape) is the source of this 2989-nucleotide messenger RNA. Its product is annotated as auxin response factor 18. Gene Ontology annotation, biological process: response to hormone; regulation of DNA-templated transcription. Gene Ontology annotation, cellular component: nucleus. The coding region runs from base 511 to 2616 and encodes 701 amino acids. NCBI's taxonomy places the organism in Eukaryota, Viridiplantae, Streptophyta, Magnoliopsida, Vitales, Vitaceae. The transcript has 14 exons. Gene Ontology annotation, molecular function: protein binding; DNA binding. The record is from RefSeq and is a predicted model, not a curated record.
AGGGAGAGGAAGAGAGAAAGGCAAGAAGGUAGAGAGAGAAGGUGUGGGUGGGGGCGUAUAAUAUGACAUUCAGAAAGCGGUUUUGGGGAUUUGGUAACGUGGAUUCAGGGCUUUGAGAGCAACACAUGAUAAAGAGAUGAAGGAACGCUGUUGAAGGGGAAGGAGAAGGUGAAGCUCCGGAAGAAGAAGAAGAAGAAGAAGAACCAGAAACCACCAGCGGUUUUUACCAGCUGAGAGAAGGCGGUUUUUCAGGUUUCUGACCCAGAGAAGACAAACCACAAGCGGUUUUGUAACUGACCCAUCAUCUAUAACAGUCGUUUCAGACCACCACCACCACCUCCUUCUCUCUCAUAAUCAACACUUGCUCUCUUUAACGCUUAGCACUUUUUUUUCUUUCUUUUCUUAACUUCUCUUUGAUGGUUCAUAAAUGGGUUAGUGUCCACUGGUGCUGGCUCUGUAUUUGAAGCUCACUGAACCGUCACUUUUGGGAGCUUUGCUUCGUGGGUUUUCAUGGCGCAUGGGAAUAAUAUCAGAGGCGGUCUCGAGCCAGGUUUGGAAAACGAUCAUCUGUUUACGGAGCUAUGGAGGGCAUGUGCUGGUCCUUUGGUUGAUGUUCCUAAGCCUCAUGAGAGAGUUUUCUACUUCCCCCAAGGUCAUAUGGAACAAUUACAAGCCUCUACGAAUCAGGGGCUGGAUCAGAGGAUUCCUUUGUUCAAUCUUCCUUCAAAGAUCCUUUGUCGUGUUGUUCACACCCGGUUACUGGCAGAACAAGAAACAGACGAAGUUUAUGCACAGAUCACUUUACAGCCAGAAGCAGAUCAAACAGAGCCUAAGAGUCCUGAUUCAUGCCCUGAUGAGGCUCCAAAACAAACCGUUCAUUCAUUUUGCAAGAUUUUAACGGCCUCUGAUACAAGCACACAUGGGGGGUUUUCUGUUCUCCGUAAGCAUGCCAAUGAAUGCUUGCCUCCAUUGGAUAUGAGCCAAGCAACCCCAACUCAGGAAUUAGUUGCUAGAGAUCUACAUGGAUAUGAGUGGCGAUUUAAGCAUAUAUUUAGAGGUCAACCCCGGAGACAUUUGCUUACAACAGGAUGGAGUACUUUUGUCACUUCAAAGAGGCUAGUUGCUGGGGAUGCCUUUGUGUUUCUGAGAGGUGAUAAUGGAGAGUUGCGAGUUGGGGUUCGCCGUCUUGCUCGUCAACAGAGCCCCAUGCCUUCAUCUGUCAUAUCAAGCCAGAGCAUGCAUCUAGGAGUGCUUGCUACUGCAUCUCAUGCUGUUACCACCCAGACCCUCUUUGUUGUUUACUACAAGCCAAGGACAAGCCAAUUCAUUAUUAGCUUAAACAAAUACUUGGAAGCUGUUAACUAUGGCUUUGCAGUUGGCAUGCGCUUCAAAAUGAGAUUUGAGGGAGAAGAUUCUCCUGAAAGAAGGUUCACAGGCACCAUAGUUGGAAUUGGAGACAUUUCUCCACAGUGGUCAAAUUCUAAAUGGCGUUCAUUGAAGAUUCAAUGGGAUGAACCUGCAACAAUUCAAAGACCAGAGAGGGUUUCUUCAUGGGAUAUAGAGCCUUUUGUAGCUUCUGCUUCAUUAAACCUUACUCAACCACCAGUAAAGAUCAAGAGGCCCAGACCUCUUGAUCUUCCAGUUGCUGAAAAUACUUCCAGUUCAGUUCCUUCCCCUUUCUGGUAUGCUGGAUCAUCCCCAUCUCAUGAAUUAACCCAGUUAGGUGGUGUGACUGAAGUCCAAAGCAGUGAAAGCCAGGUACUCUGGCCUCCGAAGCCAAAAGAAAUUAAUGGCAAUGUCAUCCACAACAGCAACUGUGGCAGCUCCAUCGGGCGGCCCGAAGGCAUAUGGUCUUCUUCUUCUUCAGUGAACGUCUCUUUAAACCUGUUCCAGGACCUAACAGAAGACAGCAAAACUGUGUCAACACGAUCUAUUCUACCUGGCUUUAACACUUCUUUGUCAUCAAGGCCUAACAAUGGCCUAAUAUCUGAUCAGGUUGAAAAAGGGAAACGAAUUGAAGCUUCUAUUGGCUGCCGGUUGUUUGGGAUUGAUCUGACAAACAACUCUAAGGCCACUGCUCUUCUGGAGAUGUCAUGUCCAAGCAUCACGUCCAGCAGUGUCAAGGGACCCAUUUUAGCUGUUGUUUCUGAAGCUGAUAGGAUCCAGAAUUUGGAUGUGUCGAAAUCCUCAAAUGAGCAAAAACAAGUUGUACCAGAGGCAUCUCAAAAGGAGACACAGGGCAGGCAGAGUUGCACUCCUUCCUCAAGGACACGUACUAAGGUGCAAAUGCAAGGAGUAGCAGUUGGUCGUGCUGUUGACUUGACUGCAUUGGAAGGAUAUGAUGAGCUUAUAAGUGAGCUGGAGAAAAUGUUCGAGAUCAAAGGAGAGCUUUGCCCUCGGAAUAAAUGGGAAGUUGUUUUCACUGAUGAUGAAGGAGAUAUGAUGCUUGUGGGUGAUGAUCCAUGGCAGGAAUUCUGUAAGAUGGUGAGAAAGAUCUUCAUAUAUUCUAGCGAGGAAGUAAAAAAGAUGAGUCCAAGAUGCAAGCUUUCUGCAUCAUCUUUAGAUGGUGAAGGAACAGUUAUAAGCUUGGAUUCAGAGUUAAGAACUGAACCAUAGAAGUUAAGUUCCUUUUUUUGUUUGUGCUUUUUCCUUUUGGGGGUCAUUUUUAAGAGUUGUUUUCCUUUUCUUCUGUUUUUUUUUUUUGUGGUGGGGAGGAGGUGUUUGUGUGUUUGGUCUUGGGGCAUUCAGGUUGGGUUGUUGGCGUUUGCUCAGUUUUUUUGGAGCUUCUUCAGUGACAGCAGUAUAUAGAUUGGCUUCCGAGGCAAGGGGUAGACUUUUUCAUGUUACACUAGGGAACAUUUAGCCGAGCUUAGAAAUGGAAUUUGUGAAUACCUUGUUUGUGGGGGGUGGACAAUCAACCUGUAAAAUAUGCAUAAUAUAUAUAUGUUCUGUGCUUGUUCUAAUGGUAAUCUAGUUGGUUUCUUCCCGA